This is a messenger RNA of Candida tropicalis MYA-3404, 744 nucleotides long. Its product is annotated as rRNA-processing protein. Gene Ontology annotation, cellular component: nucleolus; small-subunit processome. Gene Ontology annotation, biological process: intein-mediated protein splicing; rRNA processing. The record is from RefSeq and is a predicted model, not a curated record. The coding region runs from base 1 to 744 and encodes 247 amino acids. Lineage: Eukaryota; Fungi; Ascomycota; Pichiomycetes; Serinales; Debaryomycetaceae. The transcript has a single exon.
AUGGCCAAGUUAGUUCAUAAUGUGCAGAAGAAACAGCACAGAGAAAGAUCACAAAUUGAGAGCCGAGCCAGGUAUGGUUUGUUGGAAAAGAAGAAAGAUUACAGAUUGAGAGCUGCGGAUUACCACAAGAAACAAGCAGCAUUGAAAGCAUUGAAAGAGAAGGCAAAGUUACACAACCCAGAUGAAUACUACCAUGCCAUGACAAAAAAACGUACCGAUGAUUCGGGUGUUUUAAUUGCUGAUAGAGGAAACGAAGUUUUAUCUGUUGAUCAAGCUAAAUUAUUGAAGACUCAAGAUGUUAAUUAUAUACGAACUAUGCGUUUGAGUGAGAAGAACAAGAUUGAAAAGGAAAAACAAGGCAAGUUGUUUGCCGGUCUGGGGAAUCACACUGUAUUUGUUGACUCCAUAGAGGACCAAGAAUCAUUCAAACCAGAAGUUUUCUUUAAUACUGAUGAAUCUUUGGUGGAUAACAGAGAAAAUAGGCUCCGUUUAAACCAAUUGUAUGAUAAUUCUGGUCUAUUAAAGCUGAAUGAUUUAGACCUUGAAGAAAAGAAUGCACUUGAUAUGAAAAAAUUAAAACAAUAUAAGUUAUUGCAAAGACGAUUAAAGAAGGAACAAGAGUUGCGUGAAGUUGAAUCGAUAAUGACAAAUAAUUUAGAGAAAAUGAAAAAGGGAAACAAAAAGAAAAUAACUGACUCCAAUGGUAAGGUACAUUUUAAAUGGAAGAAUCAAAGAAAAAGGUGA